AUGAAUCAUUUUUCUUUUUCCUUUUUUGGUAGGGAGGGUCCUGCAGAAAUGAUUUCUAUCAUGUGGUUUCAAUUAACUGGUUCACUACCAGUAAUUCCUGGAAAGAAAUAUAGCAUUACUUUCAAGCUGGGUUUCAAUGGAGGGUCAUAUGGUUGGCACGCCCAUCCUAUUUUCCUGAUGGCGAAGAUAGGGCAAAGGGGGCAGUACAGCUGGAAAAGGCUGAAGGAACUGGAGGGCAUGCCAAAGGGACCAAUUGAUGUACCAGAUGAUAGCAAUCCAUUUGAAAUUGAAGUUCCAACAUCAGCUUCGGACCCCAUGCUUUAUUUUGGCAUUUAUGAAGUGUGGUCUAAUGAAUGGAAGAAAGGUCUGCUAGUACAUAGCGCAUUUGUCAAAGAAGUAGAAGAAGAUGACAGCACAAAAAAAUGACUGAACUCAGUUCAGAUCAUUUGUUGUGAAGCUGUGUUUAAGUUUUUGUGUCUUGUUAGUUGUUAGCGCCAAACCAGGUCUACUAUGCAUGUCUGUGACUGGAUAAUUUGAAUUGUGUUCUAAAUGGCUGCUUCAUACCUUAGGAUUUUGUCCUCUGAUUGUUACUUACUAGAUAAAGAAAAAAAGCUUGG
Molecule: messenger RNA, 617 nt
Organism: Rubroshorea leprosula
Lineage: Eukaryota; Viridiplantae; Streptophyta; Magnoliopsida; Malvales; Dipterocarpaceae
Source: the annotation of a GenBank genome assembly